GCGUGUGUGUGUGCAGUGUGUGUGUGUGCGCAGAGUGUGGGUCUCUUCGGGCGCCUUGCAGGAGGCGGAGUGUUUGCAGAGCGUGUGUGUGUGUGUGUGUGUGCAGAGUGCGGGUCUCGUUGGGCGCCUUCCAGGAGGCGGAGUAGUAGUGUUUGUCUGCUCGGCGAUCUCUCCCUUUUUCCUCCUGGUGAUAAGGAUGAGAAGGGAGGGCUGUGUGUCUGGAUCCACCUCCUCCCCCUUUUCCUCCCGAAAGUAGGGCAUUUCCUUGUGUGUGUACCUCCCAUCACCACUAUCACCACCACCACCACUAUCCUUCUAACCCUCUUGCGCUUGGGUUGCUGAGCGAUGUGAGUCGGAGGACUCCCUUCCCAGCCUCUCCUUCUGGUUAUUAUUUCCCCUCCCUCCCUCCGUCCCUUCCUCCUCCUCCUCCUCCUCCUCCUCUGGAGCCGCCCCACUCUCCCUUCUUUUCCUUCCUUCCUCCUCCCUCUCUUUCUCUGUCUCUCUCUCUCUCUCUCUGUGUCUCUCUCUUCCCAGCCCCGCCAUGCCGGACCAGAUCUCCGUGUCGGAAUUCGUCUCCGAGACCAACGAGGAUUACAAGGCGCCCACCGCCUCCAACUUCACCACCCGGAUGGCGCAGUGCCGGAACACCGUCGCCGCCAUCGAGGAGGCACUGGAUGUUGACCGAACAGUUCUUUAUAAAAUGAAGAAAUCUGUAAAAGCCAUAAAUAUUUCUGGUUUAGCUCAUGUGGAAAAUGAAGAACAAUACACUCAAGCUUUGGAGAAAUUUGGAGGAAACUGCGUCUGUAGGGAUGAUCCAGAUUUAGGAACAGCGUUUUUAAAAUUUUCUGUAUUUACAAAGGAGUUGACGGCACUCUUCAAAAACUUGAUCCAGAACAUGAACAAUAUAAUCACUUUCCCACUGGACAGCUUGCUGAAGGGGGACCUAAAAGGUGUAAAAGGGGAUCUGAAGAAACCUUUUGAUAAAGCAUGGAAGGACUAUGAAACAAAAGUGACAAAAAUAGAGAAAGAGAAAAAAGAACAUGCAAAAUUACAUGGAAUGAUCCGGACAGAAAUAAGUGGGGCUGAAAUAGCUGAAGAGAUGGAAAAAGAGCGGAGGUUCUUUCAGCUACAAAUGUGUGAGUACCUGUUAAAAGUGAAUGAAAUCAAGAUUAAAAAGGGAGUUGACUUGCUUCAAAACCUGAUCAAGUAUUUCCACGCACAAUGCAACUUCUUUCAGGAUGGUCUGAAAGCAGUCGAAAGUCUCAAACCUUCAAUAGAGAAGCUCUCUACAGACCUACACACAAUAAAGCAAGUGCAGGAUGAAGAAAGAAAGCAAUUAAUUCAACUUAGGGAUAUUUUAAAAUCUGCUCUUCAAGUUGAUCAGAAAGAGGAUUCUCAGCUCCGCCAAAGUACAACCUAUAGUUUACAUCAACCUCAGGGAAACAAGGAGCAUGGCACUGAAAGAGAUGGCAGCCUCUAUAAGAAAAGUGAUGGAAUCAGAAAAGUGUGGCAGAAGAGGAAGUGCACCGUUAAAAAUGGUUUCCUUACAAUUUCCCAUGGUACAGCAAACCGACCUCCUGCAAAGCUUAAUCUGUUAACUUGCCAAGUGAAAACAAACCCAGAAGAGAAAAAAUGUUUUGACCUCAUAUCACAUGACCGAACGUACCAUUUUCAAGCAGAAGAUGAACAGGACUGCCAGAUCUGGAUAUCAGUGCUACAGAACAGUAAAGAGGAAGCUUUAAAUAAUGCAUUCAAGGGGGAUGACAACACAGGAGAAAACAAUAUUGUCCAAGAACUGACCAAAGAAAUAAUAUCUGAUGUUCAGAGGAUGCCUGGAAAUGACACAUGUUGUGAUUGUGGCGCACAAGAUCCUACAUGGCUGUCAACCAAUCUGGGCAUUUUAACUUGCAUCGAGUGUUCAGGAAUCCAUCGAGAACUUGGUGUUCACUAUUCCAGAAUGCAAUCACUCACUUUGGAUGUGCUGGGAACGUCCGAAUUGCUGCUUGCCAAGAAUAUUGGGAAUGCAGGAUUUAACGAGAUCAUGGAAUUUUGUUUACCUGUAGAUGAAGUAGUCAAACCCAAUCCAAGCAGUGACAUGAAUGCAAGAAAAGAUUAUAUUAAUGCCAAAUAUAUUGAAAAGAAAUAUGCACGGAAAAAAUAUCCUGACAAUGCAGCUAAACUACAAAGCCUGUGUGAUGCAGUCAGAACAAGAGACAUUUUUGGGCUGGUUCAAGUGUAUGCGGAAGGUGUGGAUUUAACAGAGAAAAUCCCACUAGCAAAUGGGCAUGAACAAGAUGAAACUGCACUUCAUCUUGCUGUGAGGUCAGUGGAUCGGACUUCGCUUCACAUAGUUGACUUCUUGGUGCAAAAUAGUGGCAACCUUGAUAAGCAGACGUGUAAAGGCAGCACAGCUCUGCAUUAUUGCUGCUUGACAGAUAAUGUUGAAUGCCUAAAACUGCUACUGAGAGGGAAGGCUUCCAUUGAAAUAGCCAAUGAAGCUGGAGAGACGCCGAUGGAUAUAGCUAAACGCCUAAAACAUACACGCUGUGAAGAAUUGCUCACCCAGGCCCUGGCUGGAAGGCUUAAUUCCCAUGUUCAUGUAGAAUAUGAAUGGCGAUUACUUCAUGAAGACCUAGAUGAAAGCGAUGACGAUGUAGAUGAAAAGUUGCAGCAACCAAGCCCCAAUCGAAGGGAGGACAGACCUGUGAGUUUUUAUCAGCUAGGAUCCAGCCAGCUCCAGCCUAACGUGGCAUCUUUGGCAAGGGAUGCUGCCAAUAUAGCCAAGGACAAGCAACGAGGUUUUAUGCCAAGCCUGUUACAGAAUGAGACCUAUGGAGCCAUACUCAGCAGCAGCCCACCGCCCACCCAACCUGCGGCACCGGUUACAAGUGCGCCUCCGUUACCCCCCAGGAACAUCGGAAAAGUUCAGUCUUCAUUUCUUGGCAGUGCUGUUCAGACAACUCCUUCAUCGAACACACUGUGGAAGACAAAUUCUUUAGGAAUGGAAAGCAUAAGCAGGCAAAGGUCUUCAUCUGAUCCACCAACUGUCCAUCCCCCUGUUCCACCAUUGCGUGUAACAUCUACAAAUAUACUCUCUUCAGCCCCACCUCCAGUUGGAAAGGCAUCCAGCAUCCUUGAAGCUUUGAACCAGCAGCCGAAACAGCCAGCUGUGCCACAGUCAAAGCCUACGCCGCCGCCACUUCCUCCACAGCCUCCAAGUAGAAUUUCUCAGAAAAAGCCUGUGCCUGGGACCGACAAAUCAUCCACUUUAACUAACAAGAGCAAGGGCUCCGGAUCUCUGCAGCAAUCCAGCGCAGGGGAAUCUUCAUCAGCAUCUGAAAUUGCCGGAUCACAAAUGGGCCCUUCUGCAAACAUGUCAGGAGCCAUCCAACCUCCAGCUCCAAUGCCAAGAAAGUCUCAGAUAUCAAAAACAAAACCCAAGAGAGUAAAAGCAAUUUAUAACUGUGUGGCAGAUAAUCCAGAUGAACUAACCUUUUCAGAGGGUGAUAUCAUCAUUGUUGAUGGCGAGGAAGAUCAGGAGUGGUGGAUCGGACAUAUUGAUGGCGAGCCCACCCGAAAAGGAGCUUUUCCUGUAUCAUUUGUGCACUUUAUUGUUGAUUGAACAGAUGGAGAGACGUUCCAUUUCUAGAUUUUACAGCAGCUCCCGGCCUUGUAUUCAGAUGUUUCACCAGGAUAUUUUAUGACCUGUACACCAACAGUUGACUCAUUAUGGACAUUCUCAUGAUGUAACUUGAUUUUUUUUAUUUACACAUUGGAGGCUUUACUAUAUACUAUAAAACAAAUGUUAUCAUUGAAAAGCCCCAAGAACACAAGAUACCUAUUUCAUGAAAAACAUGACAUCCAUUUUCAUACAUUUUGGCAUGAAGACUUUCUUGGUGUGCUAGGCACUUUCCUUUAUCACUCCAGUGAGCAAAAGCAUUCCUGACUCUGUGGUUCAUGAAGUGUGGAAAUCGACCGACAGGCUGAGCCAAGAAAUUGAUGACUGCACUAGUGCCUGUCAUGCAAAUCUCAUAUUUGCACUCAGUGUCUUGAGACUUAUCUCAGGACAGUGCAGCUGCACUGAAAACUUCAGUUUUAAAGGGGGCAGUUUCUUCUGCUUUUAUGUAGUAUACGAUAGCCAAAUGAAGACAUGAAUCGAGCAACAAACUAUAGCUGGUAUCCAAUUUCUUAAUACCUUUGCCUUCAUCCAUUGUUUCAGGGGUAUCAAACUCAUUUUUAUCAAGGCUCUUAUGGCUGCAUUCAGAGGGUCAUUGAAUCCAUAAAUGGAGAAAACGUGGAUACAGAGCCAACUAUAAUUUUUUUACAUCAUGGUUGGUGCUCUUUAGUUUUUACCGAGUUUGGGAGCUCAGAUGUUAUUGAAUGACAACUCUCAUCACUUUUGAUGAUCCGCCAUGCAGACUGGGGAUAAUGGAAAUUGCAACCCAGUAGCACUUGUGACUCAUAAGUUUGGGAAAAAGUUAAAGGACAAUGUCAGACACUAUGUCCACAAGCCUUGUGUCUAAAUUCAAACCCAGCUAUCCUGACUGAACAGAACAAACUGCAGCCUACCAGAUGUUACUCUAUCCCAACUCCCAUCAGCCCUAAUCAUGAGGUUGAAUGAGGAGAAAUACAGGAGUUGUAGUCAGCAUCUGGAGGGCCACAUGAAAUGACAUGCUGAGUGGGAUUCAGCUUCUGAACCUUGAGUUUGACAGAAGUGGGUUUGGGUGAAGUUUCCAGAGGACUUGACUACUUUGUAGAAAUACACAGAUGUUGCAUAAAGGUCGUAGUAGUUCUUCUUCACUCAAGUGCACUUGGAAUUGAUUAAUCCACAAUAUUCAUUAGAAAUCUAUUCCAAUGUAGGGGAUAGAGAGGACUGAGAGUUUAAAAUGUGUCUAAGCCCCAAUAACACACCCAAACCAAUAUAUAUGGUGUAUGUGAGUACCUUAAACAUGGUAUAUGUUUCUCAUAGACAGUUUGUGUAGUAAAAAAAAACAGGAAAAAGGUAUGUAUGAAUAGGACAUAUCCUCAUAGCAUCAGGCUCUUGCAGGACAAUCAGCAAAAUGAUCACAGAAGCCUGAAAUCUGAAAAUUUGCAAUGAUUACAAUGCACUGAAUAGACUGUCUCCACUCCUUAAGUGUGAUAGAUAUCUGCCAUCUUGCAAAACUGAGUCCAAGGGGCAAGCUUUUGUUACAGAAGGAACAAGUUACUUCAGAUCUAACAUAACCUUAACAAACGAGUGAUUAAACCACUGGCAUUUUUCUGCUAUUAUACUAGCAUUAAUAGAGAUCAAACACCGAAUGAGCUGCUGAUAAGCUCUAAUGUCCUGUCUGCCUUGCAAUACAGAGUAAGAGAUGAGAUAUAUUUACAGCCGGGAUGGGAGACUCCCCUAGCCUUGAUAUUGUGGUCUACAGCUCCCAUCAUCCACUAUUAUUGGGUGUGCUUGCUGAGGCUCCUGGAAGUUGUAGUUCAAAACAAUGGAAGAGCCAAAAAAUUCUCAAUUCUUGCUUUAUUAUUAUAGGGACCGGACAGAAAGGUAGCUUUGUAAAGCCCUGCCUACCUCCCCCAUAAUGCAAAGAAGAAGCCUUAAGGCUGGGGUGUGAAACCACAGCCCUCUAACAUCAAGGAAUGUUUCUAAAUAGAAGUAAAACUUGCCACAUAACCAGCCAAUACUUUCCCCCCAAAGCUGGUGAAAAGAGGAACAUUUCUGCCACCUGAGAUGUGUGGCCAUAAACUAGUUGGGAAUAUCUCCCCCCCCCCCCCCCCCCACAGUGUGUGAAUCUUGGAAACAUAUACUUGUAUGGAAUCUACAAGAAAUAAAGAAGUAACUGCAUAUUUAUUUGUUAAAAUUGUGCUAGAAAGACCUUUGGUUUUGCAAAAGAAAUAUUUUAAUAAUUUGAUGUAGAUAUUCGGUUUCAACGCCGAAUCUGAUCACCUCAUACUUUAUAAACUUGAGGUCAUACUUUUCUAUACUAAAUAUACAUAUGGCAUAAACCUUAUUUCAUUCUUCAGGCAUCUUUAAGGUAAGAAAAAAAACAUGCCAGAUACCAACGAUUGGUAAAUAAACUUAGCUAUGGGUUAGUUUGCUCACUUUUUUAUAUAAAGAAAUACACACAACAUAAUUUGUAGUGUCUAGCUUUUUUUGUUUUUAAAGCACAUUGUGGUGGGGCAGUGCUCUGUGUAUUACGGCAUAGGCCACUGCCCUGCAAUUGGUUCAAUAUCUGUUUGCAGAUUCACACUGUAUAAAUGUACUCAAAAACAUGGUAGUUGACACUGUUAAUAAUUGUGAAUAGAUUUCAUAAUUCCAAAUGGGUAAUAAUCUAUUACAGAACAUAGCAAUGUCCUUUUAAUGUUUGUAUAUUGUGAUAUUGUAACAGGUUUUUAUUUUGCAUAUAUGCUACCCGAGAGGUGCAGCGGUAGCAUAGGAUUAGAAUAUCAAUGUCCAGGUCACAUUGGCUUUGAUCACAAGUUUUGUGACUAUUGUAUCUCUAGAUUUAUCAAGAGAACUUUGAAUUUCUGACUCAGAAAUUAUGUAUAUAUCGGCUAGCGUAGAUUGGAAUAGAUGGGGGAGAAAGGCCAAUUAGUAUAUUUAUAUAUGGGGAAGGGAUGCCCAAUCUCACCCUUUUAUUGCUGCCUUGCUUAAAAUGGUACAUUUAAGACAACUUGUCCAAUGUUUGGCUGCAAAUCCAUUGGCACAUAUAUAUAUAUAUAUAUAUAAAGAAAAACCACUUUGAUACAGGCUGUUGCAGUGUUUAUGGGGGGAAAACUGGAAUGUUUCAGGAUAGUUUUGUUGCGAGUUUUUAAAGCUAAGUCUGCAUAUUCAAAGUUCCUGCUAAACAUAUAUGUAUAUUAGAAUAAUAGUUUGCCACUACACAUUCAUUCAGAGCCUGGUCAGUUCCGUUCGGCUUUUAACACUAUUUUUUAUGCUUCUAUGCCUGGUAAUUGCUAGAAAAUAAAUUGGCACAUUAUUUUGCACAGUUCACUUAUGUACAGUAUUUUUUAACACAGAAGCUUACAAAUAAUAUGUGCAAAGCAGCAUUGGGAAGUGUUUUCUUUUUAGCCCUUAAUAUCACAUCAGCUAGGAUCCUGAAAAGGCUUUGACUCAAACACCUCUACUGUCUCCUGGCAAGCCUCUUUUGAAACCCAGGAAACUUUCAAAAGAGAAUAAUAAUAUGUUGAUCAAAGGAGGAAGAAGUCAACGGUCACUGAAUAUGCCUGAAGAGUCUGAGCGCAGCAGAAGUAAAUGCAUGGAGCCAACCUUUGUUUACACUCUUUUCAGGUAUCCUGCAAAUACUUAAAUCAGGGCCAGUUUAAAAGUAUUUCUCGCACUACAAUGUGAUGGCUCUAGGCUUGGAAUAAAGACAUCUAUUUUAAAAGUUCACUUUGGGUUUUUGGCACUGUUUGACACACUUCAUAUCUAUCCGUCAAGUAUUUUAAUAUUUUCUCCAAGUCAAUCAAGUCAUGUGAUCUUUCACAAAAAUGGAUGAUAUUCAGUAAACUGUUAGUGAGCACACAAUUACGGUGUUUGACUAUUUCUAAAAGGAGCAUAUGAUACUUAGAACGCAGCUCAGAAUGCUACUUGAGAUGUAUAAUUUUCAGUGUGAUGGUUUUGAUUGUUUAGUUGCAGAGCAACUGUAUACACUGUAUAACCGAAAUCAAUUUUUUUUAGUGUCUGGAUGCAUUGAUUUAUAAUUCGAGCAUGAUUACUUUUACUUUUGUUAAACCAGUCACUUAACUGGAAAAAUAAACUACUUUUAAGCCUC
Messenger RNA from Anolis carolinensis (green anole), 7760 nucleotides. RefSeq names its product ArfGAP with SH3 domain, ankyrin repeat and PH domain 2 (gene asap2). Gene Ontology annotation, cellular component: cytoplasm. Bases 542 to 3622 code for a protein of 1026 amino acids. The transcript has 28 exons. NCBI's taxonomy places the organism in Eukaryota, Metazoa, Chordata, Lepidosauria, Squamata, Anolidae. Gene Ontology annotation, biological process: positive regulation of GTPase activity. Gene Ontology annotation, molecular function: GTPase activator activity; protein binding. The record is from RefSeq and is a predicted model, not a curated record.